AGUGUGUGAAGGUGAGGGAAAUCCAGAAGGAAAGACCUGUUAAACAGUGAGCAGUUGUCAACUUAAGUGUUUCUUUCUUCAGGUUUUUACAGUCCUUCUGAAAGAGACCAAAUAGCUGACCUAAAAAGCUAAAGCUGAUUACCCUGAAAUAUGUUAUAAGAUAUCACAUCAGUACAGAUUCUAUGCAACUGUCUAUGACCUUCUCACAGCAGCAAAUGUUUUUGAUGUAGAUAAUUCCUACACCAUACUGGGCCUUUGCUCCUUUCCAGCAUCUGUUGUUGUCCAAUGGAGUGGUGGAGUGCUAAAGUUUGCUGCGCUAGGCUGUAAUGUCAGCUCGCCGCAGCCCCAUUGAGAGCCAGUGCACCGCUCCCAGAUUCUUCGUGGGCUGCGAGGACAAUGAGAGCGAGAGCCUGGGACAUCCAUGCAUCAUGAGAACAGAUUUGGAGCUAUAUGAGGAUGAUGAAGAAGGUGAAGCGCCCCCCGAAAGACAUAUUGUUGUGGGAAUCUGUGCAAUGACAAAGAAGUCCAAAUCAAAGCCAAUGACUCAGAUACUGGAGAGACUUUGCAAGUUUGAUUACAUCACAGUUGUCAUCUUUCCUGAAGAUGUGAUUCUCAAUGAGGCAGUUGACAACUGGCCACAUUGCGACUGCCUAAUCUCCUUUCAUUCUAAAGGUUUUCCUCUCGACAAAGCAGUUCAUUAUGCAAAGCUCAGGAAACCACUUCUGAUCAAUGAUCUAAACAUGCAGUACUUCAUACAAGACAGGAGGGAAGUAUAUCGCAUUCUUCAGGAAGAAGGGAUUGAUCUACCACGUUAUGCUGUGCUAAAUCGAGAUCCAGACAAUCCAGAAGAAUGCAACUUGAUUGAAGGAGAGGACCAUGUAGAAGUGAAUGGAGAGAUUUUUCAAAAGCCAUUUGUUGAGAAGCCUGUUAGUGCGGAGGAUCACAAUGUGUACAUCUAUUAUCCUACUUCUGCUGGUGGAGGAAGUCAGCGACUUUUUAGAAAGAUUGGGAGUCGCAGCAGUGUUUAUUCUCCAGAGAGUAGUGUGCGCAAGACUGGCUCAUAUAUUUAUGAGGAAUUUAUGCCAACUGAUGGCACUGAUGUUAAGGUUUAUACAGUAGGACCUGAUUAUGCCCAUGCUGAAGCACGAAAAUCUCCAGCUCUGGAUGGAAAAGUAGAAAGAGACAGUGAAGGAAAAGAAAUUCGAUAUCCAGUAAUGCUCACUGCUAUGGAGAAAUUAGUUGCCCGCAAAGUGUGCCUUGCUUUUAAGCAAACAGUUUGCGGCUUUGAUCUGUUACGAGCCAAUGGACACUCUUAUGUCUGUGAUGUCAAUGGAUUCAGCUUUGUAAAGAACUCUAUGAAGUACUAUGAUGACUGUGCCAAGAUUUUAGGAAAUAUAAUAAUGCGAGAAUUAGCUCCUCAACUUCAUAUACCUUGGUCCAUUCCAACAGAGGCAGAGGAUAUCCCCAUUGUACCCACAACAUCAGGCACUAUGAUGGAGCUGCGUUGUGUUAUUGCUGUAAUUCGUCAUGGAGAUCGGACACCAAAACAGAAAAUGAAGAUGGAAGUUAAAAAUCCCAUGUUUUUUGAAUUAUUUGAGAAAUAUGGGGGAUACAAGACGGGAAAACUGAAGUUGAAAAAGCCAAAACAGUUGCAGGAGGUGCUAGACAUUUCACGACAGCUUCUUGCUGAUCUGGAUCAGCAUAAUGAUUGUGAGAUUGAGGAGAAAUCAUCCAAACUUGAACAGUUAAAAACAGUGUUGGAAAUGUAUGGACAUUUUUCUGGUAUAAAUAGAAAAGUUCAGCUUACAUACCUGCCACAUGGACAGCCAAAAACCUCCAGUGAAGAGGAAGAUACUCAUAAGGAUGGACCAUCACUACUUCUGGUUCUGAAGUGGGGUGGGGAAUUGACACCAGCAGGCAGAGUACAGGCUGAAGAACUAGGCAGAGCCUUUAGAUGCAUGUACCCUGGAGGACAAGGUGACUAUGCAGGCUUUCCAGGUUGUGGUCUUCUCCGUUUGCAUAGCACCUAUCGACAUGAUUUGAAAAUCUAUGCCUCUGAUGAAGGAAGAGUUCAAAUGACAGCAGCAGCCUUUGCUAAGGGUUUGCUGGCUUUAGAGGGCGAGUUAACACCUAUCCUGGUUCAGAUGGUGAAGAGUGCCAACAUGAAUGGGCUUCUUGACAGCGACAGUGAUUCUUUGAGUGGAUGUCAACACCGUGUUAAGGCCCGCCUCCAUGAGAUUAUGCAGAAGGACCAGGACUUCACAGAGGAGGAUUUUGACCGGCUUUCACCAACUGAUAGUAUAUCACUACAAAACUCAAUGAAGUUGGUCAAAAACCCUGUACAGACUUGUAACCGAGUCUACGGUCUUAUUCAGAGUCUCACCUCACAGAUCCGAUGCAGACUGGAGGAUCCAAAGUCAGCAGAUCUCCAGUUGUACCACAGUGAAACUCUGGAGCUGAUGCUGCAGCGAUGGUCAAAACUAGAGAGGGAUUUUCACAUGAAGAGUGGUCGCUAUGACAUUAGUAAAAUUCCUGACAUUUAUGACUGCAUCAAGUAUGAUGUACAGCAUAAUAGUUCCCUUGGCCUAGAAGACACCCUAGAGCUUUUCAAACUCUCCAAGGCACUUGCUGACAUUGUAAUCCCACAGGAAUAUGGAAUUAAUAAAGAAGAGAAACUGGACAUUUCAUAUGCUUACUGUCUUCCACUUAUCAAGAAAAUCCAACUAGAUUUGCAAAGGACACAUGAAGAUGAAUCUGUGAACAAAUUGCAUCCCUUAUAUUCUCGUGGAGUGAUGUCCCCAGGUCGACAUGUGAGGACACGAUUAUAUUUCACCAGUGAGAGCCAUGUCCACUCUCUUCUCAGUCUCUUCCGUUAUGGGGGCCUUCUCAAUGAAUUGACAGACCAGCAGUGGAAGCGUGCCAUGGACUAUCUUAGUGCUGUCACAGAACUAAAUUAUAUGACACAGAUUGUAAUAAUGCUGUAUGAGGACAAUAAUAAGGAAGCCUCAUCAGAGGAGAGAUUUCAUGUCGAGCUGCACUUUAGUCCUGGAGUGAAGGGUUGUGAAGAGGAGGAGAAUGCACCUAUGGGGUUUGGAUUUCGUCCUGCCUCUGCUGAGAAUGAAAAUAAGCUAACUGAUCCUGGUAGCUUAGAAGAUCUGAGCCGGGAUGAGCUGGACCGAUCAUUGCCUCUCUCUGAGCCAAUAAGCAUCCAGAGAAGGUCUCCACUAAUUCGCAAUCGAAAAACCAGUUCAAUGGAGGUCUUGUCUGAAACUUCCUCUUCCAAAUCUGGAGGCUACCGACUUUUCCCAUCAUAUAUUCGACAGUCACCAGAAAUGAAGCAGAGUGGCUUGGGAUCCCAAUGUGCAGGGCUCUUCAGUACCAAUGUUCUAGGGGGGUCCUCUAGUGCCCCCAACCUGCAGGACUACGCACGUAUGCACCGCAAAAAAUUCUCUUCCAGCAACCUUUCCUAUAAGGACGAGUUGUUAUCUAUGCCAGCAGUAAAGCGAUUUUCUGUGUCGUUUGCAAAGCAUCCGACUAAUGAGUCCCUGAAGAAGCACCAUGUUGCCCAACUUCUACGGCGGUUCUCCUUGGACAAUACACUGCGAUGUCACCUCUCACUGGACAGAGCCCUGGCUCACCAUCUGCACCAGUGCUCGUAUCACCUCCGCCUCUUCCGAAACUGGUUAAUCUCUGGCCAGGAUACCAUCGAAUGCCUCUACGGUUUUGAGGGUUGUUCAAUGGUACCUUCAGUCUAUCCCUUGGAAACACUUCACAACUCACUCUCCCUAAAACAGGUGGAUGACUUCCUGACAAGUAUCUGUGAAAGGGGAGGAGACACCAAUUGCCAGGCUAACCAAGCUCUUUCAUCUAUGUUUGAUUGCUCUAAUCAGUCAGCAGUGGAUGCCUUUAUUCCACACCAUGUCUUCCAAUCAUCUGUGUCAUCUCUGUCAAUGCGUCACCGCAGUGAUCGACCACCAUGGUACAGCAGUGGCCCAUCCAGCACUGUUUCAAGUGCUGGCCCCUCUUCCCCAACAACAGUUGACACUUCUCCAAGGUUCAGUUUCAGUGAAAAGAAUCCCCUUACUCCUCAAAGCAGUGAAGAUGCACAUGGGAGCCAUGGGGCAUCAACAGCUCAAGAAAAUCAAUCAAGUGCCCACACCACUGUUUCUUCUCAACACAGUGGACCAUUAAAUGAAUUACGUUUAGCAAGUGGGCAGAGAUUUAUUGGAAACCAGCAUUCUUACAAAGACUCUUGCCCUGACCCACCUUGUGAACUAACAAUAUCUGAAGAUGAACAACAGCAAAGUAGCAGUGAGCAGUUAUCUUCAGCAGAUAUCGAGGACUUGGAAACCCAUGGAAUUAUAAAUGACUCUUCUGUAAAUUCUUUCUCUAAAUCAAGCCUGGAGAAUAAUGGUCACCUUUGUAACCACAUGUCUGCACUAGAAAUGGCACAGAAGGACAAGGACAUUAAUGUGGUUCCUCAUUGUGCCCUGGCUGCAGAAGAGACAGAAGAAUUUUUUGACACACAGAAAUCAACAGAUGUUUGGGAAUAUGAAAAUGUUCCCACCAGGUGUUCAGAGAAAUCCGAAAAAUGAAACAUUUCAGAAUUGUAAAUGAGCAUCAUAAAUUUGUCAUUUUCAGGCAGGUAUAGUGAUGCACACGGAAUUUCUAGUAAAGUACAAAUCACACUUGUCAGGAAUAUCUCCCUUACCUUUAAGAUCUUGUUGGUCUUUUUACAUUAAAAGCUCCUGUAUGCGUUAUGCUGUCUUACAUCAAAUACAUUAUUUAUUGUUUUUAAAUCAGUAAACUACAAUAGUAAAAAAUAUGCUUUUAAUGUUGGUGAACAGCUGAAUUUCAGUUAGAUUUGUUCACAGUAACAAUAAGUUUGUUGUUAAUCAUCCUGCAAAGGUAGCAGAAAAUCAGUGUGGAAAACAAGUGCAAUUCUCAUCCACUUGGUAAUAUCUAAAAAAAGAAAAAUUCAAGCUUUAAGGAGAAUACAUUUGAUUAAAUUAGUACAAGUGAGAAUACAGCAGUGAAUUUGUAUACAAGUUUAAACAGUAAAACAGAGCCAGCUUUUUCUCGUGAGGUGCCCUUUUCUGUACUCCGUGCCCAUUGAUGGGUUUGCUUACAGUUUCUCUGUAGGGCUGCUGCUUCACUUUGCCGCAUGCGUUUACUUCAUACCCGUCUCAUUGACGCCGUUUACUUUUUGAUUUAUUUUAUACAGUUUCUUUAGGGCUUCCAUCAUUUUGUAUGUUUCCACAAAGCUGACCCUUCCAUUUAAGCGUACUUCUUGUGUUGUUUUCAAAAACAAGUGGAACGUGUGGAAAAUAAAAUUACAGCCACCCCUCUGCUCUACACAUAUAGCUCUAUGGGUCAGAUCUGCUGUUUUAUUUGUUAAUUUUUUUAUUUUAGGCAAAUGAGACAUUUAUUUUUAUACUUUAAAAAUUUAGUCCAACUAAUAACUUAAGCCAUCAGUACUAACGAAAGGCCAGCGGUCGUGGGAUCAGUGAUUGCUGCUUGCUAUCUACAAGCCAAAGCUGUCCAUAAAGAGCUGUAACGCUGCUGGACAUUUGGUGUCCUUCAACUUUUCCCCAAGUCGCUGUCUUUAGUUUUCAAGGUGAAAGCAACUGGCUAAUUUUUUGUUUUGGACAGAACAAUUAUAGUUGGAUUAGUUACUCAUAUUACACCUGUACACUAAAAAUGAUGUUUUAGCUGUCUUUAUUUGUAGUACUUAUUGCUGCAAUGAAAUGUGAACCCCAAAAGCUGUUUACGUUUUUUUUUUUUCACUUGUAUAAAAGCUUCAGUUUUAAAAAGUAUGCCGACACAUUUCCUGAAUGUCAUUAGGAUAUUGUUAAUAUUUCACAUCUUGAUUUGUGAGGUGCUUCCUUUGCCAAAGCUGUAUUUAGACAUGACCUGCUCUUAAUGAAAUCGGUUUAUUUUGUAUAUAGUUUGAUUGAACAGAAAUAAUAUUGUGGCAUAUAUUGUGAUCUGUAAAAUUACAUAUUUAUUAACAGAGCGCAUUGAUAUAUUAGGGUUUCGCAGUAUACCGGUAGUGAAAAAGUACAGAAAAGUCCAGUUUUGAAACAGUAAGGUACCAGUAUUUAAGGAAUUUCGGUACCAAAAAUACAUAGUAGUUCUGAAAGGCCGUGUGCUCCUCGACACGCUGUUGGCUCCCCCACCACUGUCAGUGCACUGAGGCCGUGUUUCUUAAGCUAUGGGUCAUGGAGGUUUGUGAUGGGUCACCACGUGAAUAUGUAGAAAAUGACAAAAGUUCAUCCAACUGGGAAUUCUGAGCUGAGCAAUAUACAUGCUGCUAUUUAUCAUACUUUUUACAGCAGCAUGUGAAACAACACCAUUGACACAUAAGAAGCUUUCAUUUCCGUGGCAUGAAUAUAUAAUCAGUUUUCCUCAACUGCCAUCUUACAACCUUUUAAUCAUUCAGUCUGAGAAAACGGACCUUAAAGAUGCGUAUAAGAAAAGUAUAGAGAGGAGGACCUGACAGACACACUUGUGAGCUAGAUUAACAAAGAAGAGAAACGUUUUCCAAUACAGCGGGCAUAGAGGAGUUGCUUUCCAUGGUGCUUGCUGUGCCGCUUACCUGUAUGCUUCUUACAGUGUGACUUUUGAAUGCUGUAUACAUGUAUGUAAUGCUAAUUAUUCACCAGUCUCCACAGGUUAGCAAUAAACCCCAUGGCUGGCAGGGCUACUGUUGUAGUGAAAAGUUCAGACCCCUGUGAAAAUCCGAUUGUAACUCAUUUGAUGUCCUCUAGUCGAUGUUUGUUACUUAAACUAUAAUUCUCUGUUCAGUAAAGAGGAGUGCAUUCUGCAACAAAAUGAAUAACAAAGUGGAUGGGCGUAGAAUGCAACUGAGCUCGCAGUAUUACAAGUCAGAGAGAGACACGAAAGCACAGUGCAGUAAACCGAAGAUGCAGAUGCACACGCGCAUUUAUCUGUCUAUGUAUUUAUUUUAUUUAUUUAUUUAUUUAUGUAUGAAUGUUUGCCUACUGAGUUUGUUUUGUAAAUGUUGCUUGGCACAAGAUGCACUCCGAUUGCUGUGGGCUUCUUAUAAGCAAACGUCUCACAACUGAACAUAGAGCUAAGCAUGGUGUCGACCCUUUAACAUUUUGCAGUGUUUUAAUGACAAGAUGACUGCCGCCCGUUCUGAGGAGUGCUACUGUCAGCUGUAACCAGUGCAUUAACGUGACGUGGGCCAGUUCUUCCCUUAAAGAAUUUUUGCGUUUCUAUGCCGUGAGUCCUGCAUGCACUGAUAGUUUUGAAAGUGUAUAAAGCGCACGGGAAUUUGAUUUUCAUGUGGCUGUGAAUUUUUCUCUAUACAGUUCCUUUGCAGAGUUUGCCACAAAUUUGUACGUGCCCAGUGUAUCUGAACUUGUAUAUCAUAUGCGUUUUUGGCCAUUUCUGUAUGGACAAGAGAUCCUUUUGAAAAUGAUGUGAAAACUCCAGUGUGGAGUGCGUUUUUAAAUGAAAUUAUGGUAGUGUGGAUGAAGCUUCAGUGUGGGAUAAUUCCCAUUAGCCAUAUCCUCAAAUACGCAGUGGCGUAGCUCGAGUUUGUGCCGCUCGGUGUGGUACGGUGCUUCAAUUUGCCACCCUCCAUCAUAUCUGAAUAUCUGAAAAUUAAAAUGACAUAUAGAGAAAAAUUAAGAUAAAUUUUGCAUAACUUUAUUCAUAUAUAGAAAAAGAGCAAUAAUUUUUCACAUAUAGUUAUUUAUAAGCAUCAACUAGACAAGAAUAUCGUAUAGACGCACUGAUAAGCCGUGUUCUGAUUAUUAGUUUAAUAUAAUCACGCUGCGAAAACCAGAACCAGUGUAGUGUACAAGUGAUAGGUGCGAUGUUUUCUGCGCAGAGCAAGAAUGCAUUCAGAUUGAUAACGAAAAGAAAUUAUAAAUUGUAAAUUAGUUGUAUAUCUUCUUAGAAAUUAUCUAUGUAAUGUUUGUUUAUUUUUGGUAUUGCCUCAUAAAUUUCAACUGAUGUGUCUGAUGCCGUCACAGUCUGAAAAUUAUUUUUGAAGGUUUCGUGGAUAAAAAUCAGAGAAUUUUACUUUUUUCAUUCAUUUUUCCAAACCCUGCUGCUUACUACACACAAAUUGUACUGAGCCUUUUGGCCAAUAAUGCGCCGCCCAGGGCGGACUGCCCCCUCUGCCCACCCCUAGCUACGCCACUGCAAAUACGAUGUGCUUUACACUCCACAGUGAACUCUACAAGGAACAGCAAGUCUUGACGCACUGGAGAAUUCAAAAGGGAAAAUGUAGCUUGUAGAAAAGUAUGGAGGCCUGCAUUUCUGUGACACAACAGGUGCAACACGCCCGGUGCGCCAGGUAGACUGGCGAGUGUCAGCGGGGGGUUAUGGGAAGGAUCUGUUAUUGGCUUCAGUAGCCUUUUGGUGUCACUACGAUCCAAAAACUGGUAUCUAUACCCAAGUCAAAAUUAUAGCACCGACCCAUCACUACAAUAUAUCUUUAUUUGUAGUUUUUCAUUUGCUGUAUUAUUGAAUCAUACAUAUAUAUAUAUUUCAGAACUCAAUUUUAAAACAAAAAAAAAAAGUUCACUAUAUUUAGUGUUUUAGAAUUUUGUUUUUUUCAAGGAGUUCCCAAGAUUUGAAAAUAAUAACAAGGAAAUUAUAUUAUUAUAAGAUGCAUCAUAAAUAUUACUAAACAGUGCACACUGCCAGUUGUCCGACAGUUAAUCAUGAAAAUGAAUGAAUAAGAAAUCUUGUUAAAAAAUAAAAAGAUUAAAUCUGUUAUGUUUUCUGUGUCUAGUGUGUUAUGUUAGUUGCUGCUUGUGGCCAAUUUAAGGUCAAGUGAUACUGAGAAAAAAUUCUGGUGAAACAAAAAGAUUAAUAAACAUUAU
Molecule: messenger RNA, 8864 nt
Organism: Erpetoichthys calabaricus (reedfish)
Lineage: Eukaryota; Metazoa; Chordata; Cladistia; Polypteriformes; Polypteridae
Product: inositol hexakisphosphate and diphosphoinositol-pentakisphosphate kinase 2-like
Exons: 31
Coding region: 327-4595 (1422 amino acids)
Biological process (GO): inositol phosphate biosynthetic process; inositol metabolic process
Cellular component (GO): cytosol
Molecular function (GO): 5-diphosphoinositol pentakisphosphate 1-kinase activity; diphosphoinositol pentakisphosphate kinase activity; inositol hexakisphosphate kinase activity
Source: RefSeq, a predicted model, not a curated record